Aspergillus bombycis is the source of this 1428-nucleotide messenger RNA. RefSeq names its product putative 2-methylcitrate dehydratase (PrpD). Gene Ontology annotation, molecular function: lyase activity. NCBI's taxonomy places the organism in Eukaryota, Fungi, Ascomycota, Eurotiomycetes, Eurotiales, Aspergillaceae. The transcript has 2 exons. Bases 1 to 1428 code for a protein of 475 amino acids. The record is from RefSeq and is a predicted model, not a curated record.
AUGACACACCCAUACGACCCCCCAAUCCAAUCCCUAACAACCUACCUCUACAACCACACUAUCACCAAUCCAACAGCCUACACCUCAGCCCGCACCGCCCUGCUCGAUGCACUAGGCUGCGCAAUCGAGACAGCCUCGAAAAGCACCGAAGCGCAGAAAUUCCUCGGUCCGCAGGUCUCAGGCACAAUCGUUCCCGACGGGUUCAGGGUGCCGGGUACGAGAUACCAAUUGGAUCCGGUGAAGGGGGCGUUCGACUUUGGUGUUCUGAUAAGGUACUUGGAUCAUAAUGAUGCGCUUGGGGAUAAUCUAGCCUCCAUCCUGUCUGUGACAGACUGGCUCUGUCGAACCGACGAAACAACCCACCAAGGCCCCCCUUUGACAAUGCACACCCUCCUCACGGCCCUCAUAAAAGCCUACGAAAUCCAAGGCAUCUACGCGCAAAGCAACGCCUUCAACACCCACGGCACGGACCAUGUCAUCCUCGUCAAGCUUGCAUCUGCAGCCGUCGUCUCCUGGCUCCUGGGCCUAACCGAGUCCCAAGCCAUGGCUACCAUUUCCCACGUCUGGAUGGACGGCCAUCCGAGCCGGAUCUACCGCAGCGCGGAGAAUACAGUCCCGCGGAAAGGAUGGGCCGCAGGGGAUGCGUGCAUGCGGGCGGUGCAUUUGGCAUUGCUGGUUAGAGCUGGGCAAGUUGGUGUUCCUUCUGUCUUGACUGCGGUGCCGUGGGGAUUUUAUCAGCGGGAUUUUGGGGGCAGGGAGUUCGCGUUCACCAGGGAGUUUGGGGAUUGGACGGUUAGGAAUGUUUUGUAUAAGGUUAUGCCGGUUGAGGGGCAUGGGAUUGCGGCUGUUGAGGCGGCUCUGGUUCAGCGGGGACGGCUUCUGGAGAUGGGGCAUAGUGUGGGUGACGUGGAAAGGAUUGAGAUCAGGACGACUAGGGCGGCGGAUCUUAUUAUUAACAAACGGGGACCGUUGGGGAAUGCGGCCGAUAGGGACCAUUGUAUGCAGUUUGUUGUUGGUUUGGCGCUGCUGAAGGGGGGCGUGCCUGAGGUGGGGGAUUAUCUGGAUGAGAGUUGCUGGGCGAAGAGUGAGGAGUUGGAGAGCUUGCGGGAGAGGGUGGUUGUUGUGCCGGAUGAUGGGUUGACAGCUGAUUAUCUGGAUCUGGAGAAGAAGAGUAUUGGGUCGGGUUUGAAGGUGUGUUUAUAUGAUGGUACUGUUCUACCGGAGGUGCUGGUGGAGUAUCCAAUUGGCCAUGUCAGGAAUCCCGGAACUUCUGCUGCUGUACAGGAUAAAUUUGUGAGAAACAUGCGUUUGAUGUUCUCGGAUGCACAUAUCGCUAGAAUUCUGGCUGCUGUUGAAGACGACGGGAUGGAUAUCUCGGAGUUUGUCAAUUUGUUCUGGCGCCAAGGGCCGUCAGGCCCCAGGCUUUAG